AUGGACAACGCACUCUCGGUGGGCGCUGUCAAAAGCCUGUGCCAGGAGAAAGGCACUUACAUCCAACCCCUACCGGCGUAUUCCCCCUGGAUCAACGGCCUGGCGAAAUCAGCGGUCAAGCACUUCAAGCGGGGGCUGCGCAAGCUUCAAGCUCGCUACGGCGACGACUGGCCGCGCUACUUCUACGACUUGCUGUUCGCUCAUCGAAUCUGCGUGCGGGGCGCCACCCUCUUCUCGGCGUUUCACAUGGUGUACGGCCGCCACCCGGUGCUCCCGGUGGAACGACUGUUCGCCCAGCGCUACAAAACCACUCUGGCGGCCACCGACGAGGAGGUCGAUGACGUCACUGGCCGCUGCCUGGAGGACAUUGUGGCAACACAGAGGCUUAACGCCCUACUCCGCGCGACCCGCCAGGCGCAGAUUUACCGAGCGGCGGCCUUUAACCAGGACGUGCGCCAGCAAAAGGCGAUCGAAGCCUUCAAGAAGCGCCAACACCGAGGCGUUUACCGCGCGUCCAACUUGGCGCCUGGCUACAAAGUCGUCAUGCGGAAGACCCGCAAACAACACCCGCUGGACCUGGGCUGGGAAGGGCCCUACCAAUUCGUCGGCUUCAUGGACGACAACGCGCAAGUCGCCAUCCUGGAGGACGCCAAUCAACUUUGCUGGACUCGCCACUCGAACAGCCCCCGAUCAGCAGGAUCCCUCCUGCACCAAUUACAGCACCCCACCAUGGCAGCGGCUAAAUGGCCCCGCACCUGGGUACCGAGCGAAGGAGAGGACCCCUUUUCCUGCGGCGGCACCAGCGAAACGACAUUUGGCCCAACGGAGGAGGAGAUUGCGACGGCCCAGAAGGCGGUGCCCCUGCUCUCCGUACCACUGCUGAAGCGGCGUGAAAUCGAAAUCCUUCGGGAAGUCUGCAGCAAGAUGGAGGGAGCCCCCGACGCGGCUCAGCUGAUGGCGAUGCUACCCAAGUACCGGGUGAUGCAGCUCGAGUUGGCGGCCGGUGAUGACCGGGUGAAGAACAAGCUGCUGCAGUUGUGGCCAGUUUUGGGCCUCACCAAAGUCUGUGCCGAUGUCCUGAUGGACCCCCCGGAGCGCGCGCGCGAGGCGUCAGAAGACGUCAUCAUUCCAUUCCAGGAGGGCCAGGCGGUGGACGAGGAGGCGUUGGAAGAAGGAGGCCCCGAAUUUGCAGCAGAGGAGGAAGUGCGGGAGGUCCCUCGCCCGGAGAUCCCUCUCGGCGGCACAGGUAGGGGGGACGAGUUUGAAGAAGAGUUGGAUCAGGCCAUCAGGCGCUCGCAGGCGCUUCAGGAGCAGGAGGCGGGGGCAGGAGCUGUGGCGGCCGCGGAGCCACGUGCCCAGGGCGUGCAGGAAGGCCGCGAAGCGGCCGCGGAAGGCGCCCCGGGUGCAGAAGGACCCCCCUCGACGGCGACCCCUCAGACGACCGCACUCCCGGCGGCCCCGCCGUCCACGGAGGCCCAACCCGCAGUCCAGCAGGUGGCUGCCCAGGGCGAAACCAUCCAACAGGAGCUGCGGCGGCUGGCGCAGCAACACCCCCUGGUGGACCCCCCGGAACGUGGCCCAAUCAUGGAGCAGACUGACGCCCUGCGGAAGGAGGCCGCUGACGUCUUCAGCCACACCGGUUACGCCAGAGAUUACGACGGCAAGAGGCGCGUCGUCCACACCGGCGGACAGCUUGAUGGAACCAUCGAAGGCGGGGCGAUGGAUUCCACCCACUCCCAGUGGCUCCAGGAACAGGGGUUGCACAUCCCCAUCUUCACCGACAGCGCAGGCCAAGACCGCCACGUCACCUGUGAGGGCGGCACGUGGCAGACGCUGGGCAACACCAUUCGCCACGCCCCCACCCCGGAGGAAUUCAACGGACGCUCCCGCAACUUCUACAACAACGGCAUUCUCGCCGCCGACAAAGUCUGGGUUGUGCCAGACCUAGUUGUCUGGUACAACGGGAGCGACUACGACACGCACGGCAUCAACUGCUUCCAGUUGGGCCGCGUGAAGACCUUCACCACCAACGGCGACGGGACCGUCGUCAAACUGCUGAAGACGCGCCCGUACGCUGACGCCAGCUCUGUCAUCACCGACUGGUUUGCCAACCAGUCUAAGAACCAGACCCCCGCGGAGGACUAUGGCCCGACCACCGGCAUCAAGUCCUACAACCUCCUCCCGGUGACGUCAGCCCUCCAGCUUCACAUCUUCCCCCGCUGGCGUCACCUCAAAAUCGACGUCUACGACCCGCGCCAGGAGGAAGCCCAGCCCUCCUUCUGCCAGCUGGCAUGGGACGCCCAAUUCGUGACGCGGCCGCACGACUUCGCCCCCGGCCACUACUACUUCUGGCUCAACUCCAUCGACUUCCAGAUGGCGGGUUGGAUGUGCCGCGGCAUCGCUGACGUCCCUGAUGGCGUCAUCGAGUUCCGCGCCCUACAACACCUCCCCAUCGACAGGUUCUUCGACGUCAUCGCUGCCUACCGGGCCCAGCCGGGCCACAACUCCCCUGAAGGUCACCAACGAGUGGUCUACAGCGAGUGGAUGGGCAACUAUCACCCCACUGCAGAAGCCGACUGGAGACCACAGAUGCUCCUCGCCAGCCGAUGCAACUCCAUCGAGUACUACAUGAUCCCCAACAACUCAGCCCCACUCUACCUCUCCCCGGUGGACCGCGCGCACACCGCCCCGUACGGGACCUGGGAGUACGUCUUCCGCCAGUACCACGUCAACCGCACGGCGCGUACGCGCUUUUUUGUUUACGACGAGGCGGUCGCCAUCCUCCGGAACGUGCCGCUGCCAGCUGGCGCCAUCAUCGGCUUGGGGCCGACGAGGCGGCCGCGCGCCCCUUACUGGUGGGCGCUGAACAGGCGUCUCUCUGACGUCAGGCUGCCAGGUCACCCCCUCCUCGACGGCGGCCGUGACGUCAAGACGCUGUACCCACUGGAGGCGCGACGUUACGUCAUGGACUGCCUCCGGAGGAACGCUGGCGCCUUCGACGAGCCAUCCGUUCCUUGGGCAUCCCCUGACACCUCCCCUAUGGCGGUGCGGCCCGCGACCGAGCGCGAGACGUCCCCCCGACGCGCUGCAGUCCGCGCGGCCGGCCCCAUCCACGACGUGGCGGCCGCUGAGGCGGACCCGACCGGCACGUCCGCUCGUCACCCGGCUCCCCCGGCGACGCGGCCUACCCCGCGGCGCCCUUCACGCCAGCCGCGUGCUCAGCCCCCCAUCAUCAGCGCCACUGUUACCCCUGACUUCGCCGCUGUCUUCGCGUCGAGCGCCGACACCGCCAACCCGAGAAACGCGCUCCAGGGCGCGCUCCUCCAACUCCUGGCGUCCGUUUCCGCGCUCUCCGUCACAAGCCCGGAUCCAAGGUGGGGCGACAUCCACCAGCUGAUCAGCCAGCUCACCGCCAUCCCCCUUCAAAACCCCUCUGGCAGGCCUGCGCCUUCGGGCAACCAGCCCAUCAUUUUGGGACUCUGCCAGCUCAUCCCUGCGACGACGCGCGUCGACUCCGGCUUGGCGGGCCAUCUGAGCGCCUUCCUUCAUCGCAUGCUGUCCGGAACGGCGACACAAGUUGGCGCUCCCCCUGCGCCCGGUCCCGGCGGCGGCGGCGGCGGCCUCCCCGCGACGAUCGCGGCCAAGGCGACCGCUCCACGAGGGAUCCCCCUCCUGGCCCGAGCGGCGGUGGCGGCGACCGCAGCGGCCGCGACCGGCGGUCUCCUGGCCCUGACGAAGGCCCCUCCAAGCGAAAGCGGUCUGAUGAAGGUCAGCAGGAGAGCGUCGAGCCACGUCAGCGUCGCCUCGAGCGCUCUCCUUCGCCUAGGCGCCCUGACAGGCGACCUCAGCGCCAACCGACGGCAGCCGCCCCCGAAUCAGCCUCAAGUCUUCAACAGGUCGCCUCCGCCCGGCCCUCACCGCAGCCCAGUCACCGAGGAGCGCCACCAGGCGACCAUGACGUCCCUGCGCAAAGCAGCCGCGGAGCCCCGCGUCUUCAAGCGCGGCAAGGGCGCUGAACACACCGUCGUGGCAUACGUCGGCCACAACCCCACGGAGUCUCAGUCGCGCACUCUGCGCCCCAACACCGUCGCCAUCGGACGCACCGUCAAGCACCACCUCCAAGCGUCCCUCAACAAUGGCGACUACGACCCCUCGAGCGCGCCCCCGAUGCGCUCCCCUUCUCCACAAAUGCUCGACCUCGAGAGGACGCCUAGUCCGCCACGUGUCGGCCUCGCGGAGCACUUCUCCAAGCUCCCCACCGUCCUGCAACACUUGAAGGACGGCACCUCUCCCCCGACGGCGCCAAGGCCACCGCGGCCGCCCGCGCCAAACACUCUGAAGGAGGCGAACGACGCGCUCCUCGUCAGCCAACUCACCAAGAAGACGUCAAAAGCAGCCCCAGCACCGGCGGCGCCAGCCCCACUUGCUGCUGACGUCACCAUCAGCCGUCCCGCCGAGAAGGCUCUCCUUACGCCUCCUCCGCCACCCAUGCCGGAGCACCUGGCGAAACCCUCCACGGCGGCCUGGCCUAAGUCCCUGAUCCCUGACGUGGCGCCCGCGGAGUCGUCAUCGCCACCCCGCGCGGCCGCU
Klebsormidium nitens is the source of this 4590-nucleotide messenger RNA. NCBI's taxonomy places the organism in Eukaryota, Viridiplantae, Streptophyta, Klebsormidiophyceae, Klebsormidiales, Klebsormidiaceae. The record is from the annotation of a GenBank genome assembly.